Pelobates cultripes (western spadefoot toad) is the source of this 13921-nucleotide messenger RNA. Lineage: Eukaryota; Metazoa; Chordata; Amphibia; Anura; Pelobatidae. The record is from the annotation of a GenBank genome assembly.
GCCCCCACAAGUGAAAUCCCCCACUCCCAGGUGAGCUUUGCCCCCACCAUGAGUUGAUCUUUACACAAGUGAAUAUGUAGCUAUCUGUUUGCUUUCUGAUAACACUCGCCCAGUUUGUAUAUAAAUGGCUGCCAUUUGUUGUUCAGGUUUAGUAUUUGCUGUAAAGGUUCAGUAAUUCACCUCACAGGUAAGAGAAACACAGGAUAAUUGUUGGGACUUUAAAGUUAAUUUAGACCAAAAUAGAUUAAUUUGAAACAUUCUCCAACUAAACUGUUUACAUCUUGUUAUGUGGGCCUAAAAUUCACUUUGAAUUCCCACCGAUUCACACAUUAGUAAAUAACUCUAUUUGUGUAAAAAGUGAGCUGAUGGUGCAGAUAUUGGGGAUGUGGGGGUUUGGUCCUGUUGUAGAGGUGUGGCGGGGUUAAGUGCUGUGGAAGAUGUGUGGGGGGGGGUGGGUGCUGUGGAAGACAUGUGGGGGGGGCUGGCUGUGGAAGACGUGGGGUGGUUGGGUGCUGUGGAAGACGUGUGGUGGGUUGGGUGCUGUGGAAGACGUGUGGGGGGGUUGGGUGCUGUGGAAGACGUGUGGGGGAGUUUGGGUGCUGUGGAAGAAAUGUGGGGGGUUGGGUGCUGUGGAAGAGGUGCGGGGGAGUUUGGGUGCUGUGGAAGACGUGUGGGGGAGUUUGUGUGCUGUGGAAGACAUGUGGGGGAGUUUGGGUGCUGUGUAAGAGGAGUGGGUGGUUUGGUGCUCUGAAAAAGGUGUGGGGAUCCUGUGUAAGAGGAGUGGAGGAAUUUGAGUGUUGUGGAAGAGGUGUGGAAGGGUAGAGUGCUGUGGAAGAUGUGUGGAUGUUGGAUGCUGUGGAAGAAGUGUGUGUGAGGUGGGUGUUGUGGAAGAGGUGGGGGAGAGUUUUGGAUGCUGUGGAAGAAUUGUUGGUCGGGGGUUGGGUGCUGUGUUAAAGGUGUGGGGGAGGUUGGGUGCUAUGGAAAAGGUUAAAUUAGUUUGGGUACUGUGGAAGAGGUGUGGGGGUGGGUGCUGUGGAAGAGGAGUGGAGGGAAUUUGGGACCUUGGGAAGAGGUGAUGGGCGGGUGCUGUGGAAGAGGUGUGGGGGUUUAGGUGCUUUGGAAGAGGUCUGGAGGUAGAUUGGGAGCUUUGGAAGGAGGGUGGGUGGGGUUGGUGCUGUGAAAGAGGAAUGUGAGGAUAUUGGAUGCUGUGGAAGAGAUGUGGGUGAGUCUGGGUGCUGUGGAAGAGAUAUGGGUGAGUCUGGGUGCUAUGGAAGAGGUGUGGGGGAGUUUGGGUGCUGUGUAAGAGAUGUGGGUGAGUAUGGGUGCUGUGUAAGAGAUGUGGGUGAAUCUGGGUGUUGUAGAAGAGGUGUGGGUGAGUCUGGGUGCUGUGGAAGAGGUGUGGGGGAGUUUGGUUGCUGAGUAAGAGAUGUGGGUGAGUCUGGGUGCUGUGGAAGAGGUGUGGGGGAGUUUGGUUGCUGUGUAAGAGAUGUGGGUCAGUCUGGGUGCUGUGGAAGAGGUGUGGGGGAGUUUGGGUGCUGUGUAAGAGAUGUGGGUGAGUCUGGGUGCUGUGGAAGAGGUGUGGGUGAGUCUGGGUGCUGUGGAAGAGGUGGGGGUGAGUUUGGGUGCUGUGGUAGAGGUGUGGGGGAGUUUGGUUGCUGUGGAAGAGGUGUGGGGGAGUUUGGUUGCUGUGGAAGAGAUGUGGGUGAGUCUGGGUACUGUGGAAGAGGUAUGAGGGGUGGAUGAUGUGGAUGAUAUGUGGGUGAGUCUGGGUGCUGUGGAAGAGAUGUGGGUGAGUUUGGUUGCUGUGGAAGAGGUAUGAGGGGUGGGUGAUGUGGAAGAGAUGUGGGUGAGUCUGGGUGCUGUGGAAGAGAUGUGGGUGAGUUUGGUUGCUGUGGAAGAGAUGUGGGUGAGUUUGGGUGCUGUGGAAGAGAUGUGGGUGAGUUUGGUUGCUGUGGAAGAGGUGUGGGGGAGUUUGGGUGCUGUGGAAGAGAUGUGGGUGAGUUUGGGUGCUGUGGAAGAGAAGUGGGUGAGUUUGGUUGCUGUGGAAGAGGUGUAGGGGAGUUUGGGUGCUGUGGAAGAGGUAUGAGGGGUGGGUGAUGUGGAAGAGAUGUGGGUGAGUCUGGGUGCUGUGGAAGAGAUGUGGGUGAGUUUGGUUGCUGUGGAAGAGGUAUGAGGGGUGGGUGAUGUGGGUGAGUCUGGGUGCUGUGGAAGAGAUGUGGAUGAGUUUGGGUGCUGUGGAAGAGGUAUGAGGGGUGGGUGAUGUGGAAGAGAUGUGGGUGAGUCUGGGUGCUGUGGAAGAGAUGUGGGUGAGUUUGGUUGCUGUGGAAGAGAUGUGGAUGAGUUUGGGUGCUGUGGAAGAGGUAUGAGGGGUGGGUGAUGUGGAAGAGAUGUGGGUGAGUUUGGUUGCUGUGGAAGAGAUGUGGAUGAGUCUGGGUGCUGUGGAAGAGAUGUGGGUGAGUUUGGGUGCUGUGGAAGAGGUAUGAGGGGUGGGUGAUGUGGAAGAGAUGUGGGUGAGUCUGGGUGCUGUGGAAGAGGUGUGGGGGAGUUUGGAUGCUGUGGGAGGUUGAGUGCUGUGGAAGACCUCUGGGGGAGAGUUUAGGUGCUGUGGAAGAGGUGUGUGCUGGGAGUUUCAUCUCUGACUCUAUAGGGUUUGGUGCACGAUGUCUAAAUGUGAAUAGUGUGUAUAAAGUUAGUGUUUUAACUCUAUUUUUGUAGUGGCUUAGGAUGGCCUCUGAGGAUCUUGUUCUUCUCCUACCCCUCCCUCGCCUCCAGCAGCUGGCCCGUGAUUGGCUGGCGGAAGAUGCUCCAUGGCUGGAUGUGGCUGGGUGGGCAGCUUCUCAUGGAAGAAGUGAAUUACAGGAAGAGGCAGUGUUACUGUGUAAAUCCGCUGGGGUGUUAGCGGGAAGCCCAUUCUUUCAAGCAGUUUGUGAAGAAGCUGGGUGCUCUGUGAGUUGGAAACACAAAGAAGGGGAAUGGCUAGAGCCUGUUACACAGGUGGCAACUGUCAGGGGUGAGCUAUAUUACAUAUUACAUGUCUUUUCUUGUAAUUAUUUUGUCAGAAGGCUAUGGUAAGAAAUGAAAAGGGACAGAGUAGGAUAUAAGCGCUACGGAAUCUGUUGGCGCUAUAUAAAUGGCAAUAAUAAUAAUAAUAUGUAGAUGUAGAUCGGCUGCUUUCAUUUGAUGGGAUUGGAGAUACAUAAGACUGCCUGUCAGGUCCGUUUUGGACACGCCCACUUCGAGCUGAUUGGCUGGUGCUGUGUGACUUCAGUUACUCCUGCAGAAGCUAUCAGGCUCUGCACAGACAGCCCCUUUCAAUCUGGUAUCCCCCCACUUCAGAUUCACUCUAUUGAAACAGCAGGUAGACCCGCCCACCUCUCAAAGAGGGAGGUGCUUCAGAAUCUGGAUUUGAGACGGGGCACUGAAACGCGCGUCGACAAAGGUGCAUUAUACAGAGCACUGAAAUGCGCGUCGACAAAGGUGCCUUAUACAGAGCACCGAAACGCGCGUCUACAAAGGUGCCUUAUACAGAGCACCAAAACGCGCGUCGACAAAGGUGCAUUAUACAGAGCACUGAAACGCGCGUCGACAAAGGUGCAUUAUACAGAGCACCGAAAUGCACGUCGACAAAGGUGCAUUAUACAGAGCACCAAAACGCGUGUCGACAAAGGUGCAUUAUACAGAGCACCGAAACGCGCGUCAGGCUUUUUUCCUUUUUAUUUUGUAUUAUGGGCACUGGGCAUUGGUUGAUUUAAUCACUCUCCUACUUUAAACAUGAUUUUGAUAUUCACUAUCUAAUCUUUCUGCUUCUAUGCCUGUCUAGCUAGAUUACCAGGGAGAAAGGCUUUAUAAAAUUCUACUGUCAGUUUAUUUGAAACUGACUUAUUGAUCUAAAAUAACCUUCUCUCCACACUUGCUGUCUGACAGUAUUUCUCCUCUGAAAUCUAGCACUGUAACCCUUUCUAGACCUAUUUAGAUUAUUUUGCUGUAAUCAUCACUAGCUACAGACUGACUGAGUCAUCCACUGUAACCAUACUAUAACUACUACAGAGAUAUUUUGGAUUCCUCAAACUAUAUAUUUUGUUCAACCUGUGAGUACAGAUUCUGAGAUUCCAGCUUAUAGGGUACAGUGUCACUAAGAGGAGUGUCCUUGAUACACCAGGGAUAGGGGUAAUACAUUGGGAUUGAUUUUUCUCUUUUAAGUCAGUUUUUCAAUAAAUAUAUAUCUUUUAGUACCUUGGAGCACAUCCCUAUACAUAUAUGUGAGUUACCCUUACCUGGCUCAUAUCCAGGUUGCACAGUUGCAUUAAUUACACUUGUAUAUACUUUAUUUUUCACUUACUUUAUGGUCUCACUAUUUAGAUAUUAUUAUUCGAUAUAUUAGCCAGUACAUUAUUACCCUGAUUCUACAUUGCUAUAUAUAUAUCCAGGUGAUGUACCUGAUCUCAGGGCUUCGUUUGCACUGAGACCAGUAGCAUCUUUGCUCCUGUUUUUUGUCUAAUAAAUGAAAACACUGAGUUGGUACCAGUGUGUCUCAGGCACUGGUGAAUACUGGGUUAGACCUGGUUUGGUUGUGGCCUUGAUUAAUACUUGGUUAGUCCUAGUUUGGAUUUGACCUUGAUUAAUACUGAGUUAUUCCUGGGUUGGCUGUGGCCCCUGGUUAAUACUGGGUUAUUCCUGAUUUGGUUCUGGUUCCGGUUAAUACUGGGUUAGUCCUGGUUCGGUUGUAGCCUUGGUUAAUGCUGGAUAAGUCCCGAUUUGGUUGUGACUUUGGUUAAUACUGGGUUAGACCUAGUUCGGUUGUGACUAGAGUUGAGCGGACACCUGGAUGUUCGGGUCCUGUGGGUUCGGUUGAACUUUGAAAAAAAGUCUCUGUUCGGGCUCGGUCAAUGGGGACCCGAUCAGAGUGCUCUGUGUCAUUUUACACAGCGUGGGAAAGUUCUUUGGAAUUUUCCCACGCUGUGUAAAAUGACACAGAGCACUCUGAUUGGUGGUUUAAGUAAAUGUAUGGGACUUUUCUUAUCAAGCCAGUUUGAAAGACACGCCCCUACUCGCGGUGUAGCGAGUAGGGGCAUAAUUUACUAAUACUAAGUGACCAGCUUCUAUAGAGGCUGGGUCACAAGCUGCACUGGCCAAUCACAGCCAUGCCAUUAGUAGGCAUGACUGUGAUGGCUUCUAAGGGCACAUGAGUCAAACGCUUGUUGAUUGGCUGCCCUGCAGCCUUUCAAAACGUGUCAUUAAAUCGCCGAACUCCGACCUGAACAUACAGUGAUAUGUCCGUGUUCGGAUGAGGGGUCCAAAAAACUUAAAGUUCGGUACGAACCCGAACUUUUCAGUUUGGGUUCGCUCAACUCUAGUUGUGACCCAUUUAAUACUGGCUUAGUCCCUUUUCGGUUGUGGCCUGGUUAAUACUGGGUAAGUUCCAGUACGUUUGUGGCAUUGGUUAAUACUUGGUUAGUCCUGGUUUGGUUGUGGCCUUGGUUAAUACUAAGUUUGUCCUGGUUCAGUUAUCACCCCAGUUAAUACAGGGUUAGUCCUGCUUUGGUUGUGUCCCUGCAGAAUAAUGAGUGUGUUCCUGCCCAGUUUGACCCUGAUGAAUACUAGGUUAGUUCUGGCUUGUUUGUGGCCCUGGUGAAUAUUAGUUAGUUCUGGUAAGUUUGUGGCCCUGGUGAAUAUUAGUUAGUUCUGGCUUGUUUGUGGCCCUGGUGAAUAUUAGUUAGUUCUGGCUUGUUUGUGGCCCUGGUGAAUAUUAGUUAGUUCUGGUUAGUUUGUGGCCCUGGUGAAUAUUAGUUAGUUCUGGGUUGUUUGUGGCUUAUUUUUCAUGCACUGAUCUCCUGUUAUCAUCCAAAUUGGUAUUAAGUAGCCUAAUAUGAAGGUAGUAUUAUCAGUGUAUUGAAUUAAAAUAUUAUUGCAAAAUAAAAAUACAGACCCCUGGCGUCUUCUUCCCACUGAAAAUCUGAUACGUGUCGUCCUCUGCGUUCCACAAAAUGUCAGACAUAUUGUUCUCUGUGAUUCAUUAUUAUUUACUUGUUUUAGUUUGUUUUGUUUGCCUAAUGUAAUGAACUUACACAAAUUGCAGGUUACGAGCUUAAUGACCUAUUUUUUGGGAGAGAAGAAUUGGUUGUCUUUCUUCAUAAAGACAUGUGAAGGUUCCCAUAAUGGUCCCGGGAAUAUUUAUCCCAUGAGACAAUAUAAUUUUCAAGAAUUCAAUUUUUGUAUUUUUUUUUUUGGUACCUGACUAUUUAAAUGCUAUGAAGAUAAUCAGUUUUCUCUGUGUGCAUGCUAUAAUGUUAGGUGUUUGACUCUGCCUACUGACAUAAAUACACCUGGAUUCCCAAGGAGGGCAUUUGUCGUGCUGCCUUUUCCACUAGAUCAGUCACUGUGAAUAAAUGUCUUCUACUUCUCUUUUUCCCAGGUCGGAUCAAUGACAUUCUCUUAGCUGAGCGGCCAGCUCUCAAUGUUUUAUCUCGUGUGAGUGGAGUAGCCACCCUGGCCAGGAAAGUGACACAGAGUGCAAAAGGUGCGGGAUGGUCUGGACAAGUAACAGGGACCAGGAAGACUACACCUGGCUUCCGUCUGCCUGAGAAGUAUGCCUUGCUGGUGGGUGGAGCUGGGACUCAUCGAUAUGGAACUGGUGACCUGCUCAUGCUAAAGGACAAUCACAUAUGGGCAAUGGGUGGAAUCACUGAGGUAAGCAUAGAGUCACCACUCUUGUUCACAAUUGUGGCUUCGCACCAGAGCAUCACCCAAAAACUGAGCUUUAAGGUCCAUUGGCCAGAAGUAGGUCAGUCUGUCUGACAAAUUGUAUAAAUCAAUAUUCACUGUAUGGGACUUUUCUUAUCAAUAUAACCAGUAGAGAAAAUAAUAGCAUUAGGGCCGAGGUGCUCCAUACUCUGGAGGUUGUCCGCGUCCUCACCAAUAAUAUGUGUGGCAAAAGUAACCUCGUCACUUGAACUUGGAGAGGCCUGCUUGCCAGCCUCUUGCCCUGUGACUAUUGCCCCUGCGAUGUAUUGCCCUUUAAAAGCUCUAUUUGGGCUUAUUGGAUUCUAAAAUACUCUUUCUGCCCCUUUAAAUUAUAUCGGAGCAGUUCUACAACUUUGAAGUGGGACUUCGGAUACAGCCAAAGUGCCGAAGUGGCCGCCAUUCGCCAAACGAACAUGUGGCGGUGGCCAUUUUAGUUCAGUUGAACAAGUUCAGCUGUGUUUUGUCGUCGAGUUCAUGGAACUCAAAUCGGACAUGCGACGGCAUGAACACCGCUGAAACCGUACCUUCUCUGGACUUUCACCCUUCAACUGGGGUCAAACGCCGUUCGGCAAUUCGAAUGGCACUUUAACAUUGACGGUUUGCACGAACAGUUGCCGUUCGUCUAUUUGAACUGAACUUAACAUGGGAAAUAGACCAGCCAAAUAGACCAGCCGCAUAGCCAAAUUCUCUGGAACUGUUUUAGGCAUGAAAUCAAGCGUGCGGUCGGUCCUUUUUCACUCACACAUUCUACUUUGAGCAUAAAUUCUAACCUCCUGUUAGGUGUUCCUGCCAAAGGACACCCCAAUAUGUGCUCGGCAACAUCUCCCGGGUACAGCGAUACCACCCAUGCAUAUGUUUGUUGGGUUCACUGGGGGGUGCAAAGCAAAAUGUCUAUCUGUUUUUCAAAUUGUACAUAUCUUGUUUGCCAAUCUUCCUUAUGGGGGACUUAUCAGAUAUCCCAAUGUAUUUUCUUGACAUGAGCGUGCAUGUAUUUGAAAAGUUGACAUCCUGCAGUAGUUGAACGCGUGUGGAGGUAACUGUUCAAUCCUCAUUUUCACACACACACACACACACACACUGCUUUUUGACUGUGAUUUAGGAGAGCCCGCUGUUGGUUAUUGCAAGAACACACCCCAGGGGGUUUUCUGCAAGGCUUCUCCUUAGGACACCCAUGCCCCCCACGCAUAGGCUCGCCAGGAUUUUGGGAAGGUAUGGUUACAAUUGUAUGACUUUUCAGUUUGAGUUGAAAUUGAGAGUAGUUCUUCUGAUAGGCCUAUCUUUAGCUUGGGGCUUAUCACAGAGCCCAGUUUUAUAGAUCGCCACGAAAGGAUACACACUUUGAAACGUAGACACCCCAAGGUAUUGCAUGUGGAGUGCUUUGAUGCAACCUUUUUUUCUUUUUUUAUAGCCAGACCAAAAAUAAAUAAAUAAAAUAAAACAGUUGAAGAACGCGUGUGGAGGUAACUGUUCAAUCCUCAUUUUCACACACACACACACACACUGCUUUUUGACUGUGAUUUAGGAGAGCCCGCUGUUGGUUAUUGCAAGAACACACCCCAGGGGGUUUUCUGCAAGGCUUCUCCUUAGGACACCCAUGCCCCCCAUGCACGGGGUAAAUGUAAGAACCUCCCCUCCCCCCAAAAAAAAAAAACUCUGAACGGCAAAUGUUAAAAAAUAAAUUAAAAAUGGACCAGCGUGUGGUAGCGUUUGAAGCAGUCGCCAAUGCAGAGUCCAGGCUGUCCAGGGCAAUCAGGACAGUAAUAUACUGUCUUUUCUCUGCCCCCUCUUAGAACAGACCCUGCAUCUUUUUUGGGGAUUCUGCUUUGCCGCAGUAGGGGGGAUUUUAAAAAUAAAAUGUGUAGCCCCAACUCUGCUCUCUCCCAUCACCGCCCGGGGAGCAGGUGCAUCACGGUACAAAAUCCCCGAAAUGAUCUGGAGCUGAAACUGUAAAAAUCUCAGUUGCGUCCCGGGGUUUGCUUUUUUGAACAACAAGAAAGCGUUGUGGGUUGCAAUCUGCAUCAGGUAGAUUGCAACCUUUUUGUACCAGGCCCUUGUCUUUCGUAUAAUUAGGUAGGGCUGCAGCAGCUGAUCUGCCAGAUCAACCCCACCCAUGUGCCGGUUAUAGGCCUUGAUGCACACUGGCUUCCUUGUCCUCUCAGCUCUGCCACGUACAGGGACCUCCACAGUCCCCUCAGUGUGGAUGCUGGUAAGAAGGUACACAUCCUUCUUGUCUCUGUACUUAACUGCCAACAGCUCCUCUUGGCGCAGAGCUGAGGUCUCCCCCCUUCGUAGCCGGGUGCGUGCAAGUUGUCCUGGGAAACCUGUGCUGUUCUUUUUAAUUGUGCCGCAAGCUACUGUAUCAAAACAGUACAGUAGCUUGAACAAAGGGACACUUGUAUAAAAAUUGUCAGUAUACAAGUGGUACCCUUUGUUCAUGAGGGGGAAAAUCAGGUCCCAGACAAUCUUGCCACUGGUUCCCAUAUGUUCUGGGCAACCUGGAGGGUCAAGGUGGCUAUCCUUUCCCUCGUACACCCGGAAGGCCUGAAUAUACCCAUUCUCGCUAUCACAGAGCUUAUACAUCUUUACACCAUACCUAGAGCGCUUGGAAGGAACAUACUGCUUGAAUCCCAGCCUUCCCUUAUACUUCAUCAGGGAUUCAUCCACGCAUAUAUUCCUUCCAGGUGUAUAAGCCUCUGCAAACCUGGCAGCGAAGUGGGUAAUCAGGGGGCGGAUUUUAUACAGCCUGUCAAAUUGGGGAUGCUCCCUAGAGGGACACAGGCUGUUGUCGUUGAAGUGCAUGAAAUGCAGAAUCAUUUCAUACCUCUUCCUCGACAUACAUUGGGAGUAAAUGGGGGUAGAGCAGAUGGGGCUACUGCUCCAGUAGGAGCGGAUGGAGGGCUUCUUUAUGAUGCCCAUCAGCAUAGUCAAUGCCCAGAAUCUUUUAAAUUCUGGCACAUCGAUGGGGGCCCAUUGCUGCUUUGCCAAAAAAGAGUCAGGAUUUGUAGCUCUGAAUUGAUGGGCAUAUAAAUUAGUUUGGGCGACAAUGUUCCCCAAUACAUCAUCGCCCAGAAACACCUCCAUAAACUGCUGAGGGCUAAAUCCUGUGACAUCCAAAUUAAUGCCAGGAUUUGCAGUAAACAGGGCCGGAUUAAAAGCAGAGUGGGCCUGGUGCUGACAAUUAUGAUGGGCCUAAUUAUGGAAUCUUAUCGACCAAAAACACUAAAACAAUCAUACCUCCCAAGCGUCAUGUAUCUGAUGGAGAUGGUGCUGGAGGGAAACUCAUAGGAUGCAGCUAUGAGAAAACACAUACUCUAUGCUAAUCUCUCUCUAAUUUAUGCUUUCAUCUUUCAAGUAAAUCCAUACCCCCUAACAGCAGUGUCCAGUGAAGCAGGAAGUUAAUGGGCGGGGUAAAAGGGUGUGCCACUGGCGCGAAUCACGUGACAAGACCUGCCAAAAGGGGUGAACAUGCCCAAAAAGGGGAACAUUUGUCCAAAGAAUUGGAAGGUCAGCCUGGCAUGAAUGCGUGUCAGGCUGCCUGCCAAUCCUGCAAUCCUAAUGAUGCGCUCACUCCAUUCUUUCAAAGGACUGUCCCCUAGCACUCGCUGGUCCACUUGUCUCCUUACCUUCUUACUAGCAGGCAGAAGUUCCUGGUAUAUAGUCUGAGACAGAGAAAAGAUGUCUGUAGUGAGUGUAGAAGAAAGGGGACAUGCCACAGUGUUAGAGAGACCAACAUCUGCAUUACCUAAACUAGCCAGUGCACACAAGUUUUGUUCCCAUACAUCCCUCUUAAGUUCCCAAACUUAAAGGGACACUAUAGUCACCAGAACAACUACAGCUUAUUGUAUUUGUUCUGGUAAGUAGAAUCAUUCCAUUCAGGCUUUUUGCAGUAAACACUGUGUUUUCAGAGAAAAUAACUCCACUGGCUGCUCCUUAGAUGGCUGCUAGAGGUGCUUCCUGGGGCAGUACUGCCUAGUGUGCAGCACUGUCAUUCAGUGUCUCCACCCUCUGCAUGCAGACACUGAACUUUCCUCAAAGAGAUGCAUUGAUUAAAUUUAUCUUUAUGAGGAGAUGCUGAUUGGCCAGGGCUAUGUUGGACUUGUGCUGGCUCUGCCCCUGAUCUGCCUAGUUGACAGUCUCAGCCAAUCCUAUGGGGAAGUAUUGUAAUUUGCUCAGACCACCACUUCUGAGCCAGCAGCUGCAGAAUUGAAUACAAGUAAUAUUUUACUAUAUUUAGGGAGGGAAGACGGGGCCAGAGUGGUGGUUUUAACAUAAUAGGGUCAGAAAUACAGGAUUGUGUUCCUGACCCUCUAGUGUUCCUUUAAGCAAGAGUAUGCAAAGAGUAGUUAAGGUUGCCACCUUUCUUGGAAAAAAAUACCAGCCGUAAUCAUUUGUAUAAUUAAUUAGUUAUGCGUGACAUCACAUGAUGUAAAUUACAAGGAGUGACAUCAGAGAAAAUUCUGUAAAAUCACCAACAAACUACACACAGUUUGAUUCUGCUGUAUAGAUGGAUUGCUCCCAGUGUCUCCCUGUCUCCCAGUGUCUCAGUCUCGCAAGUCACCCAGUGUCUCAGUGUCCCUAUGUAUCACAAUGUCAGUGUCCCCAUGUCGCCCAGUCCCCUAGUCUCCCAGUGUCUGUGUCCCCAUUUCUCCCAGUGUCUCCAUGUCUCAGUGUGUCCCCAUGUCACUAGGAUACUGGGGACACUGAGAGACCCGGGGACACUGAGACAUUUAGGGAAACUGGGAGAAAUGGGGACACUGAGACACUAGGGACACAGACACUGGGAGACAUGGGGACACUGAAACAUUUGGGGACACUAAGACACUAGGGACACAGACAUGGGAGACUAGGGGACACUGGGAGACUAGGGGACACUGGCUGGGAGACAGACACUUGGGGACACUGGGAGACAUGGGGACAGUUGUGGACAUAGACAUGUGGACACUGGGACAUAUAGGGAGACAUGUCUCACAGUGUCCCCUAGUGUCUCAGUGUCCCCAGGUCUCCCAGUGUCUGUGUCCCCAUGUGUCCUAGUGUCUCAGUGUCCCCUAGUGACAGUGUCCCCAUGUGUCCCCUAGUGUCUGUGUUCCCAUAUGUCCCCAAGUGUCUCAGUGUCCCCAUGUUUUCAGUGUCCCCAAGUGUCUCAGUGUUCCCAGGUCUCCCAGUGUCUGUGUCCUAGUGUCUCAGUGUCCCCUAGUGUAUGUCAUGUGUCUAGUGUCCCCUAUGUGUCAUCAUGUGUCCCCUAGUGUCUCAGUGUCCCCAUAUGUCCCCUAGUGUCUCAGUGUCCCCAUGUGUCCCUGCUGCCUUUCCCCCCAUCCCUCACUUACCUGAGCUGUAGAGCUGCUGUCUGGACUCUCUGCUGUGUAGCUGCUCCCCCACGGAUCAGUGAGUAGUAGAGAGAGGCAGGGAUAUUCUGUAACUUCCUAUACCUGCCUCUCUCCACACACAGUGACCCCUACUGGCCGGUGCUGGUAUUGCAUAGUAAUUUCCAUUUAUUCUGAGAAAAUUACAUGCAUUUGUAUUGCUGGUAUUACUGCAAUACCGGCACGGCCAGGCAGCCUCAAAUACCGUCUGUGCCAUUAAAAUACCAGUCAGGUGGCAAACCUAAGAGUAGUGUGUAAAAAAAAAAAAAAAAUUUUUUUUUUUUUUAAAUGGGCCUAUUCCAUGGGUAUGGACCUGGAGGUGCAGCUCCAUCAGCCCCUAUGUUAAUCCGGCCCUGGCAGUAAAGGAUGGGAUGUCUGGCCUCUGGCGAUGAGGCACUACCCACUCCUCAGCAGUUCUGCCAGCUGUAGCAGCACGUCUCCUUCUGGCAGGGGGACUAGCAGGCACAGAUACAACAUCACUAGAUGCAUCACUAGCAGCAGACACUGUAUCUAGUGAUGAUGUAUCUGAGCAACUGGCUGGGUCAAAAUCAGGGUCAGAGUCUGACAUAGACGCGUCAGACUCUAGCGCAAGGGUGGCAUAUGACUGCUCAGCGCUGGUUGACUUCCGUGACCCAUGUGACAUGAUCACAAUCGCUUUACUUAGUGACCUGUCACAAAAAAAAAAAAAAAUAAACCCUAAAAAAAAAAUGAACAGACAGCAAAAUAAGUGCUGCUGUGCAAGAGCCUGUGAUCUGCAGAGUGAUCACAGGCAGGACAGGGGUUAAUCGUUCUGAAAAGAGCUUUUGGGUCUCAAAAAAAAAAAAAAAUUCACAAAAAUGAACCCCUAAAAAAGAAAAAAAAUAUGCACAAACAGCAGACAAUUACUGCUGUGCAAAAGCCGGUGAUUAUAGUGAUCACUGGCAAGACAGGGGUUAAUGGCUCUGAAAAGAGCCUUUGGGUCUCAAGAGUUUACAAAUCCCUACCUAUAAACACCUAAAUCUCUCUAGCUAAACCACAGAUCUCUCUCCUUCUCUCACUAAAGCACAAGUGAGGAGAGGGAGGCAGAUCCACACUAAUCAGAGAAAUGGGGAACACACUUGGGAUGAAAUUGCUAAUGGGGCAAGCUGUGAUUGGAUGACCCCAGCCUGCCCCUUAUGAUGCGGCAUGCUAGGGACACCCCCAGAAGCCCCAUGAUUCACUGCCUUUAGAAAGGGAUGGGGGUUAAUAUUGAUCAUUUUAUUUCUUUUCUAUUUAAUUUUUUAAUAUAUAGUAUUAUAUAUGCACUGAGUGCCAGGACCCCUCAAGGCACUCCGCACAUGCAGAGCAUCACUGCAAUACUAUCAGAGCUUCCAGAGCUCAAAAUAGCUGCGGACGUAGCAGGUACGUCCAAGGUCAUUAUGGAAUGUUUUCUGCCAGACGUACCAGAUACGUCCAUGGUCAUGAAGGGGUUAAACCCUGUUUUUGUCCAUGUCUCUGUCUAGAUUUCUCCCUGUUUAAACAUAUUACAGUCUGAAUGGAAGCAGCACAUCACUCAUUGUUUUAGACAGUCUAUUUAUCUCUCUCUUUUAGGCUUUCUCAAGAAAUUUUAUCUUUGGACUAUGUCUUUCAGGCUGUGGCGGGCGUGCGCUCUCUCAUUGGUCACACGCUGAAGGUGGAAAUUGAGUGUCGCUCUCUGGAGGAAGCAUUUGAAGCUGCAGCAGCCGGAGCUGACAUUGUUAUGUUGGACAAUCUGUCCCCUGAGGUACUCAAUGUUUUCCCUGUAAUUUUACCCACAGCCUUCAUCUUCCCCUAAAACAUUUGAGUCAUAUUAGCGGGUGGGG